Messenger RNA from Cercopithifilaria johnstoni, 756 nucleotides. The record is from the annotation of a GenBank genome assembly. Lineage: Eukaryota; Metazoa; Nematoda; Chromadorea; Rhabditida; Onchocercidae.
AUGAAACUUACCGACAUAAGUCCAUUUGCAGUUGCAAGCAUGCUAUUGGAGAUACCAGAGGAAGAGGAAAAUGAGACAAAAUUGGACACUUUACUGUUACCAUUGAAUCAUUCGAAAAUUUUGGUUCCAUAUAUUCAAGCAAUGGCUGCUGCGCCAUUUGCGCUUGGAACGCUACAACUGGAGAAAAAUAGCAAAGUAUGGAAUAUCCUGGAAAUCGGUCUUGGUACAGGGAUUUUGAACAGUUUUCUGCAUGAUAUGUUUAGCAAUAUGAAUAUAACAGUAAUAGAAUUGGAGAAAGGAAUGUAUGAAAUAGCUAAAAAAUACUUCGGUCUAAUCGAAGACGAUUAUCAAAGGAUAAUCAUUGAGGAUGGUCUAAAGUAUUUGGAAAAAACUGCAAGUCAGUUGAAAUUCGAUGUAAUCUUUAUCGAUGCUUGUUAUGACAGAAUUGUAAGCGAAGUGAUAUGUCCUGUUGAAGCUUUUGCGCUGGAAGAAAAUUUGGAAAUUAUUAAAGAAGCAUUGACCGAAAAUGGCAUCGUUGUCUUAUCAGUGUUGACAUUUGAAGAAUUUGAACUCAGAGAGAUACAAAAGAAAUACAUGGAUGUGUUCGGUAGCUGUCAUCUGAUCACCGACAGUUCAAAUCUUGUCAAUCAUGUUCUUGCAUGUGGUGAAUUUCGAAAAAAUACGGCCAAAUUUGUCAGAAAAUUGAAGGAAAUCUAUAAUAAAUUUGAAUUUUAUUCAGUACCACAUAUUGAAUAA